Messenger RNA from Recurvomyces mirabilis, 2493 nucleotides. RefSeq lists its product as uncharacterized. The record is from RefSeq and is a predicted model, not a curated record. NCBI's taxonomy places the organism in Eukaryota, Fungi, Ascomycota, Dothideomycetes, Mycosphaerellales, Teratosphaeriaceae. Bases 1 to 2493 code for a protein of 830 amino acids. The transcript has 2 exons.
AUGGCGUCACUUGAUAGCUACAACGUCGGCGACUAUGUCCCAAGCCACUUCGAUGUCGGCUUUGUGGCUGCCUCCUACUUCUCCAGUCUCUGCGGAUGUCUUCUUACGGUGGAGAUGCUGCAUCGCAGAGGUACGGCACUUGGCAACUGGCGUAGUUGGUUUGAGACGUUGGGUUGCGCAACAUGUAUGGGUCUGGUGGGCAUUUGGUGCAUGCACUUUAUCGGCAAUCGAGCGAUUGUCCUUGGAGAUGGCAGCUGGUCGAUGCAACUGGUAUACAACUCUGGCUUCACCACCCUUUCCGUCUUCCUCCCGAUCAUCGGCCUCACCCUAUCGUUCUCUGCAGCCGAGUAUCCUACCCAAUCCGUGGUACUGCACUGGUUCCUCCUAGUCUGCACCGGAGUCUUCGCCGGUCUUUCCGUUGUUGGCAUGCACUACAUCGGCAACUUUGGCAUAACCAACUACACACCUGAAUACGUACCGCGCUAUCUCGCCGCUUCGAUCAUCAUCUCAAUUGGCGACUGCAUGCUGGUGCUUGUUCUCUUCUAUACUUUGCGGGAGCAAUGGAUCAGUUCAUGGUGGAAGCGGCUGUCAUGCGCGUGCUUACUAGCUGGGGGUGUGUCAGCCAUGCAUUUCACAGCAUCAACGAAUUGCCUGUACAUCUACAAAGGCGACCAGAACUCGACCGGUGCGAUUAUGUCUCGCAACGUGCAAGUUGCGGUCGCCGGAGGUUUAUCUGCCGCAGCCGCUCUGACCAUCAUUGGAGUCCUGCUGUUCUCAAGACACCGCACCGGAGUGCUGAAGACUAGAUCUCGGAAAGUCAUGCUGGCCUGCGCAAUGUUUGAUCAAGAUGGCAGGAUCCUGGUCACCACCGAAGGGGUCCUGCCAGCACGGGAGAUUACAGAUAAAUAUCAGCACCGCACAUUCAACGAGGAUUUCGACACUGCACAUCCUGUCUUCCAAUGGAUAUACCGGGUGACUCGGAGCUGGACGACUGUUAGUGAGCUGAUACCGCAGAUGAAGAACCACCUCGCUGCUCAUAGUGUGGACAGCGAGGAAGAUUCGAAGCCGAUCAGCUCCUCUUCGUCUGCGCGUUACGAUCCCGAGGCAUUUAGUGACUACUCGAUCAUCUUUCGGGAGCAAUUUUGCUGUGCAGCUGCAAGUCUGGCAGCAGCUAUGCACAUCCCCACGGAGCGCAUAGGUGUUCUAUACGAUAAGAUCAUUGAAACUGGUACUAUCCGUGCUGAAGACCGGCAUGGGCGUCGGACACAACCAGACACGCUGGAUCUCGAGUCUGGCAAAUCCGUGAAGAUAUUUGGCCGAGGCCAAGCGCUGUUCAUCACUCGGCAGCUGAAUGGGGAAGACGCGGACAAGUUGCUGAACGCAGGUUUCCGGUUCGGCAGUGUGCAGCAGGUUGGGCGUAACAUUGCACAGAUGAUGCAGAUCCCGCUGCCGGCACUAGAAUAUCAUCUGGGUGGCCUGCGGAGAUAUGCGGACAAGCUAGAGACUCUGGAGAAGCCUGGAACCUGGCUCAGCUUCUUUGGCCUGAUACCACGACCCAACAGCAAAGGCUUCGAUGUGGGCGUCAAGAAGGACGAUCAGGAUCAGUUACCAGACAUGCAAAUCUUGACGAUGGAACCACAGCAAUGGCAGACGGAAUUUCUGCAGCGUCUGGAUGGAUUGCGGACACGACCGUUCAUGUCCUUCCUCGAAGAUCGUAGUAACGUGGACAAAGAGCGAGGGCCUCGAGAACAGGAGUUUGCAUCAUCUCUACUGAAGGCCGUCGUCAUACUAGGCCGGACAGUGCCCACUGACUGGUUUCGCGAAGCUCGUUUCCUCGCCCGACCGGUCUUUGGACACUACUCCCAGGGUCGUAAGAAUCGAGCUGUAGUAACCUGGAUCUUCGCUUUCUGUGUGAUAGCAGAUAUGCACACCUCACUGGAGUCUUGUGAUGGUAUAGCUCGUGUACCAUUGACGUUCUUCAGCUCGAGGCAGCGCUGCUAUUCAGGCUCACCGGAUCACAGCAUCUUGGCGCAGGAAAUCCACCAAGAGUUCAGCCCGCUGCUUUCUCGACGAAUGGCAAUGCCCAGUCGUGACCGGAAGCGUCGAGUGCCGCUUCAUAGAAAGAGGACGACUAGCAAUAUCGGCUCCACAUACAUACCACGCGACUUCACAUCUCGCCGAAGCAGUCUCGUGCAAAGCGAGAGCGAUUCCGUCCACGAGCUCGUCAACCGACCGUCGAAAAGGACUCUAGGUCCAAAUAUUCGAGAAGAAGAAAUACAGGAAGCGGAACAAGGCAACUUCUGGGGCGGCAUCCUAGUCAAUAGCGAAACAGUCGUUAAGAGCGAUAGUAAAAGCGACUACAGCACCGAAAGCAAACAGCAAGGUCUGGGUAUGAAAGUGGCUGUUGGAACCGCGAAGCAGGAGGAUACGUUCGUGGACGAGCUGAUGGAGGUGACGAGGACACAGUUCAUGGCGCCUAGGACGGGAUACUAA